Molecule: messenger RNA, 3072 nt
Organism: Notolabrus celidotus (New Zealand spotty)
Lineage: Eukaryota; Metazoa; Chordata; Actinopteri; Labriformes; Labridae
Gene: glb1l2
Product: galactosidase beta 1 like 2
Exons: 20
Coding region: 500-2317 (605 amino acids)
Biological process (GO): carbohydrate metabolic process
Cellular component (GO): vacuole
Molecular function (GO): beta-galactosidase activity
Source: RefSeq, a predicted model, not a curated record
GUCUGCGGGCGGGGUGUUCAUGCAGACAUACACUUUCACGCAUGACUCUUGUUAUCAGACGACGACUGGUUAGAAGUUUUCUUCUGGGUUAUGUUGAAUUAUUUAUUUUACGUGUGCCCCUUACCUUGUAAAGUGGUAUGCAAUAACUAAUCCGAUAGCAAUGAGCAAAAGAAGAUAUCUUUGCUUCAGUGAGAGACGAAUACCAAGUCCAGACUGCAUGUCCAUUUGUAGUAACACGACUCAGGUUGCAGCUCUCUACAUGUCUCGUGUUUUAGACACAAAUUAAAGUCAGCUUUCUUCUGAAACUCCACUUUGCCGCUUUAAUCGACCUUCCACAGUUGGAGGUUGGAGGCCUCACAGCACUAUCCACCCUUCAAAUGGUUCCUGGCAAGCUCAGCAUCAACAUACAGCUUUGGCGCUGCAGUACAGGUUUCCUUCAGUAGGCUAUUCAAUUUUGGACUAUUGGGUUGAGUCUUGACAUCCUCCUGAAGUAAGAAGAAUGGGCACUUUGGAGGGUCUGAGGGACAACUCUUCUCACUUUACUCUGGAGGGACAGCCCUUUCGCAUCCUUGGUGGCUCUAUCCAUUACUUCCGAGUCCCCAGAGCCUACUGGGAGGACCGUCUCCUGAAGAUGAGGGCCUGUGGCCUCAACACUCUCACAACAUACGUGCCAUGGAAUCUGCAUGAGCCCGAGAGAGGAUUAUACAACUUUCAGGACCAGCUGGACCUGAAGGCCUUUGUCACUUUAGCAUCAGAUCUGGGUCUGUGGGUGAUCCUGCGCCCUGGACCUUACAUCUGUGCUGAAUGGGACUUGGGUGGGUUGCCAAGCUGGUUAUUGCAAGACAAAGGAAUGCACCUGAGGACAACUUAUCCUGGAUUUGUAGAUGCUGUCAACCAGUACUUUGACAAGCUAGUCUCAGUUGUCAAGCCUCUGAUGUUUGAAAAUGGAGGCCCAGUCAUUGCAGUUCAAGUUGAGAACGAGUAUGGAUCAUAUGCCAAAGAUGAGGAAUACAUGCCGUUCAUAAAAAAUUGUCUUGAAUCCAGAGGCAUCAAGGAGCUCCUGCUGACUUCUGACAACUGGGAGGGCUUGAGAUACGGAGGGAUUGAGGGAGUUCUAAAAACAAUAAACCUUCAGAGAUUGUCAUUCGGAGCCAUCCACCACUUAGCUGACAUGCAGCCUCAGAAACCUCUCAUGGUGAUGGAGUACUGGUCUGGGUGGUUUGAUGUCUGGGGAGAACAUCACCACGUGUUCCACGCUGAAGACAUGGUAGCUGUUGUGUCAGAGAUCCUGGAGAGAGGUGUCUCCAUUAAUCUCUACAUGUUCCAUGGGGGAACUAGCUUUGGCUUCAUGAAUGGAGCGAUAGGCUUGGGUACCUACAAACCCCAGGUCACCAGUUAUGAUUAUGAUGCUCCACUGUCUGAGGCAGGAGAUUGCACUCAAAAAUAUCACCUACUGAGAAAUGUAUUCAGCCAGUAUCACUCUGAGCGUCUCCCUGAAGUGCCCUCCCCUACUGAGCGAACAGCAUAUGACACAGUCGUCAUCCAGCAGCACCUUUCGCUCUGGGACAGCCUGCCCUUCACUGACAAGCCAUACAGGUCAGACAGGCCAGUGAACAUGGAGAAUCUCCCUGUCAACAAUAACAAUGGUCAGUCGUAUGGUUACACUCUGUAUGAAACAACCAUCACCUGUGGAGAAACUCUCAACUCCAGGAAUGGCAUCAGAGACCGAGCGCUGGUUUUUGUGGACAGACAAUAUGUUGGUUGUUUGGACUACAAGACUCAAGAGCUCAUACUCCCUGAAGGCACGGGAGAGAGGACGUUGAGCUUACUUGUGGAGAAUUGUGGGAGAGUGAAUUAUGGAAAAGCUCUGGAUGAACAACGCAAAGGUAUUGUGGGAGACAUUUGGUUGAAUCUCACUCCCCUGAGAGGAUUCACCAUCUUCUGCUUGGACAUGAAACCUGGAUUUAUGAAGAGAUUAAUAAGUUCAGGUCAGUGGAAGUCGGACCUCAAGUCGUCCUCCGUUCCAGGAUUUUUUCUGGCCAGACUGCAUGUGAAUGGUCCUCCUAAAGACACCUUCAUCAAACUCCCUGGUUGGGGAAAAGGUGUAGUUUUUGUCAAUGGACAGAACCUUGGACGUCAUUGGUUCAUUGGUCCCCAACAUUUCCUUUAUCUCCCAGGACCUUGGCUCAGACGUGGAGAGAAUGAGAUUAUUGUCUUUGAAGAACAAAAGGCAGAUGUCAAAAUACUGUUUGCUGAAAACCCUGAUCAUGGGAGGACAAUUGAUGUUUACAAACUCCCUUUUUGCUCACUGCUUUGAAAUAAGAUAACACAUGCACUUGUAAAACGACUUUAUGUGUGAAUGAUUUUAAGUUAUCGUUUCACUACCAUAAUAUUAUUUACUGUGUUUGAACCGCAGCAUGAAUAUUGGAAGUUUUUCAUAUAUUCCCUCAUCUUGCAUCCUACUUUGUUGCCUUGCAUUUAACAGUACACUGAGCAUUUCAAUAAAUCUGAUAUGCUUCAGUAUGAACUUUGCUCUGAUUACGACGUUUGAACUCUUAAAAAAUAUGAUACGCCCCUGUGAGCUCCUCAUUGGUCCAGAUGCAUGUCCUUUAAACUACGUUUAUUCACAAAUGACAACACUCACACACAGCCUGUCAAUUCAGCCGGAAACAGGGGCCAGAAUACGGAUGUUAUCAUUUUGUUUCCUUCACAAUAAAGGGUUAGCGUUGUUGAGUGGUGAGGAGAAAAAAAAUAAAGCCUAAGCUUAUUUGAGUAUGUAUUCAUAUUGUGUUCAAUUGUCAUUGAAUUCAUAAAUACUGCUGUGUGCAGUGGUGGUAAUAAUUUGACAGAGAAACUUCCACUUGUAUUGGAGUAAUAUUUGACCUGGAGUAUCUAUACUUGGACUUCAGUCAUGAAGCGGUGUACUUUGUCCACUAGUGCUGGGCUAUACCACACGUUUAUGAUUCGAUAUGUUACAGAAUACUUUUAUGUCAAUGUAUUCAACACCCGAUACUGAUGCCGAUCCUUUCAGUGAUUUAAAACAAAUAAUAAAAUGCAACGCUUGAAAGACAA